Molecule: messenger RNA, 2130 nt
Organism: Mycosarcoma maydis (corn smut)
Lineage: Eukaryota; Fungi; Basidiomycota; Ustilaginomycetes; Ustilaginales
Exons: 1
Coding region: 1-2130 (709 amino acids)
Biological process (GO): mRNA cis splicing, via spliceosome; regulation of alternative mRNA splicing, via spliceosome
Cellular component (GO): U2 snRNP; catalytic step 2 spliceosome; U2-type prespliceosome
Molecular function (GO): protein binding; RNA binding
Source: RefSeq, a predicted model, not a curated record
AUGGCGCCCGCACUCAACCUCCCAGCACCAGCGCACGGCUCUGACAACACACUUGCCUCUUCGUCAACCCCAUCAAGCUCCAAGUUUGCCUCGACGAGCGGCAUAAUUUUUCCGCCGCCCGAGCUACGCAGAACCAUUGACAAGGCAGCAGAGCUUAUUGCAAAAAAAGAUCCGUCGUUCGAGAACAACAUCAAGGCGGCAGAACAGAACAAUCCCAAGUUUGCCUUUCUCAAGUUAGACGAUGCCUACCACGCCUAUUACGCUUCGCGUCGCGAUGCCGUUCGACGUGGCGAGACACUUGCGCCAGUUAUACCCGAGUCUUCGACCAAUGCUGUAGCUCAAGAUGGCUCAAACACGCCAGCGACAGCCGACGCUGCAGCCGGUGCUUCCACGCAGCCUCCACCAGAGCCACAACCAUUCGAAUUCUCCGCCGACCUUCCCAACAUCACCGCUGUCGACCUCGACAUUCUCAAACUCACAGCGCUCUUCACGGCACGAAAGGGCCGCUCUUUUGCGUCCUCUCUGCUCUCUCGCGAGUCCAAGUCGUACCAGUUCGAAUUCUUGCGUCCAUCACACUCGCUGUUUACCUAUUUCAAUCACCUCGUCGAGCAAUACCAAAAGGUCAUCUCGCCUUCCCCCUCACUUCUUGAAAAUGCCAAGCUUGGAGCAUAUGGCACAACUGAUACCGCCCUCAUAGCACAACAAAAGGCAAAGCCUGCGCUCGGAGCAGGCAAGGGUGGUGCAAGACCGUAUCUAUUGGAACAGGCCAAAGCAAGGGCAGAGUGGGAACGGCAUGUACAAGACAAGCGCAAGAAGCAGGACGAAGACCAGGAGAGGCAACGUCAAUCAUUCAACGAGAUCGAUUGGCAAGACUUUGUCGUCGUCGGUACUGUAGAGCUCACCGAGGCCGACCAGCACGUUGACCUGCCACCACCCCGCUCGUUGCGCGAGAUGGAAUCCAUGACGCUGGCUCAGAAGAAGAUGGCAAGCAUGAUUAUGGAGUCCCAAGCUGCUGCAGACGACGUCGAAGAUGUAGAAGAGCUUGCAAUGCCCACAAGACCUCCUGCGUCGACGCCGCUUGUCGAAGAGGUCCAGCAACCAGCCGCUAGAGGUGGUACCAUCAAGGUGCGCAAAGACUACGUUCCACGCGGUCUUGCGUCUCGCACCAAGCCUACUGCACCUGAUGCUGCAAUGACAAAGUGUCCCGUUUGCGGAGAUCAGGUUGCCAUCGACGAAAUGGCUGAACACGUCCGUUUCGAACUGCUCAACCCAGCCUACCGCGAACAGCGUCAGCAACUGGAAGCCAAGAAAGCUCAACAGGCUGCGCUUCAAGCUGGCGCAGACCCUACCUACUACCUCAAGCAACUUGCCACGAGUCGUGAUGACGAGGAUGAACAGACAAGAUUGAAGAGAGAAGCCGAGGAGAGGAGACUUGCCAAGGAAAAGGAAAAAAUCAUCUGGGACGGGCACGCCAAAUCGGGGCAAGCCGCCAGAGAUCUGAUCGCCAAGAAUGUUGGUCUGGAGCAAGAAAUGACGAGGCUGUCCGGCAAGCCUGUAGUCAAGCUGCCGGAGUUUGGCCCGCAAUUCCCUGGCAUGGACCGAGCCGUGUCGGAAGAGGCUCCGGCCGAUCAAGCUGAUGACAAGCCCCUCCAGCUGCCCAAGGGUAGUCUGUUGCCCGCCAAACCUGUUACGACUUCAGCAACGUCUCCACCACCACAACCACAAGCCUCUUCAUCGAGUCUCAAGCGUUCUGCUUCCGUCGAGCUCUCCCCUCCACCACCGCCGCCUGCACCCCUCCCUUCAACGCUAGCCACACUCGCCAAGAAAACCGAUGGAUCACUGCACCCCGAAAAGAUGUGGAUCGAAGCACAUGCUCGUCCGACUGUCACGCUUACCCUCUCUCUUCCAGGUCAAGACGAUGCAGACAGAAGGGAAGAGCCUUACGAGGCAGCGAUCAAGUCUACCGUAGCUACGUUGAGGGACUACGUUCAUCAAGAUCUGCUAAACAGUACAAUUGCAGCCAGCAAGAUCAAGAUCAAGGUCAAUGGCAGGCCCGCGACGCUCAAGCAAAGCUUGGCCUACUGGAACCUGACUGACGGCGAUCGCGUUACGAUCGAUAUUGCACAGUAG